CCGGAAGGACGGAGGCUGGCUGUGUUUAUCUCGUUGGGGACCGAGGUGUCGGUUGGCGCGCAACGGGUUCUAGACUGCAGGCAGCGCGAGGACCCGCGGCCCCGCCCCGGCCCGGCCUGGCAGGUAGCAGAGGCAGCAGGCCGUGCCGGGGGGGCAUGUUGCUGUAACCAGUGACCCAGGGGAUGUUACGGUGGACAGUGCACCUGGAGGGCGGGCCCCGCAGGGUGAACCAUGCUGCAGUGGCUGUUGGGCACCGGGUAUACUCCUUCGGGGGUUACUGCUCUGGUGAAGACUAUGAAACACUGCGUCAGAUUGAUGUGCACAUUUUCAAUGCAGUGUCCUUGCGUUGGACAAAGCUGCCCCCAGUGAGGCCUGCCAUCCGUGGGCAGGCUCCUGUGGUACCCUACAUGCGGUAUGGACACUCAACCGUCCUCAUCGACGACAUGGUCUUCCUUUGGGGCGGGCGGAAUGACACCGAAGGAGCCUGCAAUGUGCUUUAUGCCUUUGAUGUCAAUACUCACAAGUGGUCCACACCCCGAGUGUCGGGAACAGUUCCUGGAGCCCGGGAUGGACAUUCAGCUUGUGUCCUGGGCAAGACCAUGUACAUUUUCGGGGGCUAUGAGCAGCUGGCGGACUGCUUUUCCAAUGACAUUCACAAGCUGGAUACCAGCACCAUGACAUGGACCCUUAUCUGUACAAAGGGCAACCCUGCGCGCUGGAGGGAUUUCCACUCGGCCACAAUGCUGGGCAGUCACAUGUAUGUCUUCGGGGGACGUGCCGACCGCUUUGGGCCAUUCCAUUCCAACAACGAGAUCUACUGCAACCGCAUCCGUGUCUUUGACACCAGGACUGAGGCCUGGCUGGACUGUCCCCCAACUCCGGUGCUGCCUGAGGGCCGUCGGAGCCACUCAGCCUUUGGCUACAAUGGGGAGCUGUACAUCUUUGGUGGCUAUAAUGCGAGGCUGAACCGGCACUUCCAUGACCUCUGGAAGUUUAACCCUGUGUCCUUUACCUGGAAGAAGAUUGAACCGAAGGGGAAGGGGCCAUGUCCCCGCCGGCGCCAGUGCUGCUGUAUCGUUGGUGACAAGAUUGUUCUCUUUGGGGGUACCAGUCCAUCUCCUGAGGAAGGUCUGGGAGAUGAAUUUGACCUCAUAGAUCAUUCUGACUUACACAUUUUGGAUUUUAACACAUCUAACAUGUCAUUUGAAGAGCUGUUGGAAUUGCAGAGCCAAGUGGGGACUGAGACAUACAAACAGUUGACAGCUGGAAACAGUUCUAAGAAGCAAGGUUCUAGACCACGUGUCCAAAAUGCGUGUGUUGCAGAUAAGCACAGGCCUCUGGAAAUGUCAGCCAAGGUCCGGGUGCCAUUUUUGCGUCAAGUUGUCCCCAUCAGUAAGAAGGUAGCCCGGGAUCCCCGCUUUGACGAUCUUUCAGGAGAAUAUAAUCCUGAGGUGUUUGACAAAACCUAUGAAUUCCUGAAUGACAUCCGAGCCAAAGAGAAAGAGCUGGUGAAAAAGCAGUUGAAGAAGCACCGUUCUGGGCAGGAGCAGGAGAAACUGCAGCAGCUGCUUCAGAGGAUGGAGCAGCAAGAACGGGCACAGCAGGAACGCAAGCGGCAACAGGAGCUGCGCCUGGCCCUGAAGCAGGAGCAGAGGGCUCGGGCCCAGCAGGGCCAGCGGCCAUACUUCCUGAAGAAAUCUGAGCAGCGCCAGUUGGUCCUAGCUGAGAAGUUCAAGGAGUUGAAACGCAGCAAGAAGCUAGAGAGUUUUUUAAGUCGAAAGAGGCGCCGAAACGCAGGCAAGGACCGGAGACAUCUCCCCUUGAGUAAAGAGUAAUAAGGAACUGUCCUGAGCUCUGCCGCUGUGAGCCCAGUGAGAAAUGGAUCUGUGGGGACAGACUUUGGCUCGGCCUGUUCUGGUUCUUGUCCAUCCAAGGGCAAGAAUCUUAGCCCUUAAGCUAGGUUGGCUCAAAGACGAUGACUAGAGGGCUCUUGGACUGCUCCAGGGUUGGACAAGAAGAGGAGCAACUCAGCCUUGUGCUAUGCCACACUUCUCUGUUUGGAUCUGGUUCCUCGUGUCCUCAUGUCCUCCCAUCCUUGCUUUAGACCAGUGAUUGUGGUACAGAAGAGAACAGGCCAGUGAGUGAUCUUAAGGCUGGUGAAGGUCGUGAAGUCUGUGGAUGGUUCCUAGAGCUGGGACUUUAUUUAAGAGCCAAUUCAUAAACAUUCCUGUCACUCUUCUUUUUUUUCUGCUUUUUUGGUGGGGUCUGUGAGUGGCCUAGAACAAUUGUUUCAGUGGGCCACUAGUGCAGCUGGCAGCGAACAAAGAAGGCUCCCACAAAGAAGGAAGUCAGACCAGAGAUCCCUCCUACUUAAACCUCAAAAAACAUAGUCAUUGAAAGAGCAAACCACUCCCACAACUCACCUUCUUAGCUUUGGUUUUGGGUAGAGGGAGAGGUAGGGGGUGAGCACAGAGUUUUCUCCAGUAAUGUGUAACCACAGCCGGCUCUUAGUACUGUUUGGGUCUAGAGUUCAGACUACCUGUGUAGACUAGAAAAUCCUCAAGCUAAUAGUUUAGUUUGAAGUGGUCUCAGGUUGGUAGUGCUCCCAGGCACCUAGCAGAAGCAAGUAUAAUCUUCUCUUGAGGUUUGUAUUUUAAACCCAAACCUCAGGGAGUUUCUUAAGAUAAAAUUUGAAGAAAUGUGUGCUUUCAGUGAAAAUACAAAGCCACACAAGGAAAGAAAUCACCAUGACUAAGAGUCAUUAG
Molecule: messenger RNA, 2765 nt
Organism: Mustela erminea (ermine)
Lineage: Eukaryota; Metazoa; Chordata; Mammalia; Carnivora; Mustelidae
Gene: KLHDC3
Product: kelch domain containing 3
Exons: 15
Coding region: 183-1835 (550 amino acids)
Biological process (GO): maturation of SSU-rRNA from tricistronic rRNA transcript (SSU-rRNA, 5.8S rRNA, LSU-rRNA)
Cellular component (GO): 90S preribosome; nucleolus; cytoplasm
Molecular function (GO): protein binding; chromatin binding
Source: RefSeq, a predicted model, not a curated record